This is a messenger RNA of Triticum turgidum subsp. durum (durum wheat), 1470 nucleotides long. The record is from the annotation of a GenBank genome assembly. NCBI's taxonomy places the organism in Eukaryota, Viridiplantae, Streptophyta, Magnoliopsida, Poales, Poaceae.
AUGGAUUUGAAGAGGGUCCUGGACAUCGUGGAGGAGGAGGUGGUGGACGGCGACGAGGAGGAGCUCGCCUCCCCGGACGCCAAGCGCCGGCGAACGCUUCUCAACAGUAGCUCGAUGCAGGAGGCCAUUGGCGCGCAGUACAUGCAGAAGCAUCUGCCCAAGCUGGAGCCGUUUCUGCGCAGAGUUGUGCAGGAAGAAGUGCACAAUGUUCUUAUCCGCCACAUCGAUUCGGCGCACAGGAUUCCGCUUCAGUUAAAGACGAGCAGUAAAAGAUACAAGCUGCAGUUCCAGGGCAACCUGCCUCAGACCCUUUUCACGGGCAACAGGGUGGAAGCAGAGAACAAGCAGCCACUUCGAAUUGUUCUCACUGAUGCCGUCAACAACCAGCUGAUCACCUCAGGCCCCUUGUCCUCCAUGAAGAUGGAGCUCCUCGUCCUUGAUGGCGACUUCAACGCCGACGAGCGCCUUGAGCACACCGAGAAGGAGUUCAGCGAGAGCAUAGUCUUCGAGAGAGAAGGCAAGAGGCCACUGCUGUCCGGUGAGGUGGUCAUUGUGCUCGAGAAAGGCGUGGCCUCUGUCCGGGACAUCUCCUUCACGGACAACUCCAGCUGGAUCAGAAGCAGGAAGUUUAGGCUCGGCGCGAGGAUGUCUCGCGCCAGCUCCAUCGAAGAGAGGGUGCAGGAGGCUGUCAGCAACCCCUUCCUGGUGAAGGAUCACCGUGGUGAAGUUUACAAGAAGCAUCACCCUCCCGCGUUGGCUGACGACGUAUGGCGUUUGGAGAAGAUUGGGAAAGACGGUGUUUUCCACAAGAAGCUCGCUGACUUUGGCAUACACACCGUUCAGGACUUCCUCAGGAACUUGGUGAUGGAUCAAUAUGGACUGCGCGGCUUGCUCGGCAGUGGGAUGUCGAACAAAAUGUGGGAGUCAACCGUGGAGCAUGCCCGGGAGUGCGUCCUGGACGACAAGCUCUACUCCUACUGCAGCGGGCACGGGAUCAUCCUGCUCUUCAACUGCAUCCAUGAAAUCAUCGGGGUGGUGGUUGGGAGCAACUGCUUCUCCUUGAACGCCCUCACCGCGACGCAGAAGGCGCUGGUGGUGAAGUUGCAGCAAGAUGCCUACAAGUUCCCCGGCCGUAUCGUGGAAUUCAAGGUGCAGUCGCAGUGCGCCGACCAGUCGCCGACAGCGCCGGCGCCGCCGGGUCCAGCGAGCACGCAGAUCCCGGGCCUUCCUCCUCAAGGUGGCGAGGCGAACCCACAGCCACAGGACCAUGGGCUGCUGCACCAGCUGCACCUCCACGAUGCCGCCCUGGGCCUGGAGGAUGUUCUGCACCAGCACCACCGGCACCACCAUAGCGAGCCCUGGAUCACCAAUGGCUUCGACGCGACGAGGGACCCUUUCGACAUGCUGCAGUUCAGUGGGCAGUCUCAGCCGUGCGGGCUGCUGCUCUCCAGCACCGGGGCGAGGUUGUGA